Coregonus sp. 'balchen' is the source of this 31466-nucleotide messenger RNA. Lineage: Eukaryota; Metazoa; Chordata; Actinopteri; Salmoniformes; Salmonidae. The record is from the annotation of a GenBank genome assembly.
AUGGAGAGUGCGGCAAAGCUGAUUAGAAGAGCAUACGCAGAUAUAGACCCAGACAUAGCAGAGUUGCUGAAGGAAGAUGAGGAUGCCAUCAUAGACAUUCAUGUAUCCUUUGAUGGCACUUGGCACAACUUCCAACUAUGGGAUAGGUGUGGGCAUUGGUGAUGGUACCAGCGAGCCAUAGAAAUGGUGAAGAUCCACCCAGUCAAAAAACCAUGGAGGCCAUAUAUUUUUUAAUAGAGAGGUUGCACAGAAAAUGGUACAUGUAUAUCAUAGGAUUUCAAAAGAUAACCUCCUCAAAAGAAUGUAGCACGGAGGAACCCAGAAUGCAAAUUAAUGUCUGAACUCUGUAAUAAGGUCGCAAUGCCCUAAAACUGUCUUUGUGGGUAAAAGCUGCAUUGACGCAGCAGCCAGUAUGGCAGUAGCCACGUUCAAUGAGGGAGCCACUGCUACAGUGGGGAAAAAAAGUAUUUAGUCAGAAACCAAUUGUGCAAGUUCUCCCACUUAAAAAGAUGAGAGGCCUGUAAUUUUCAUCAUAGGUACACGUCAACUAUGACAGACAAAUUGAGAAAAAAAAUUCCAGAAAAUCACAUUGUAGGAUUUUUAAUGAAUUUAUUUGCAAAUUAUGGUGGAAAAUAAGUAUUUGGUCACCUACAAACAAGCAAGAUUUCUGGCUCUCACAGACCUGUAACUUCUUCUUUAAGAGGCUCCUCUGUCCUCCACUCGUUACCUGUAUUAAUGGCACUUGUUUGAACUUGUUAUCAGUAUAAAAGACACCUGUCCACAACCUCAAACAGUCACACUCCAAACUCCACUAUGGUCAAGACCAAAGAGCUGUCAAAGGACACCAGAAACAAAAUUGUAGACCUGCACCAGGCUGGGAAGACUGAAUCUGCAAUAGGUAAGCAGCUUGGUUUGAAGAAAUCAACUGUGGGAGCAAUUAUUAGGAAAUGGAAGACAUACAAGACCACUGAUAAUCUCCCUCGAUCUGGGGCUCCACGCAAGAUCUCACCCCGUGGGGUCAAAUUGAUCACAAGAACGGUGAGCAAAAAUCCCAGAACCACACGGGGGGACCUAGUGAAUGACCUGCAGAGAGCUGGGACCAAAGUAACAAAGCCUACCAUCAGUAACACACUACGCCGCCAGGGACUCAAAUCCUGCAGUGCAAGACGUGUCCCCCUGCUUAAGCCAGUACAUGUCCAGGCCCGUCUGAAGUUUGCUAGAGUGCAUUUGGAUGAUCCAGAAGAGGAUUGGGAGAAUGUCAUAUGGUCAGAUGAAACCAAAAUAUAACUUUUUGGUAAAAACUCAACUCGUCGUGUUUGGAGGACAAAGAAUGCUGAGUUGCAUCCAAUGAACACCAUACCUACUGUGAAGCAUGGGGGUGGAAACAUCAUGCUUUGGGGCUGUUUUUCUGCAAAGGGACCAGGACGACUGAUCCGUGUAAAGGAAAGAAUGAAUGGGGCCAUGUAUCGUGAGAUUUUGAGUGAAAACCUCCUUCCAUCAGCAAGGGCAUUGAAGAUGAAACGUGGCUGGGUCUUUCAGCAUGACAAUGAUCCCAAACACACCGCUCGGGCAACGAAGGAGUGGCUUCGUAAGAAGCAUUUCAAGGUCCUGGAGUGGCCUAGCCAGUCUCCAGAUCUCAACCCCAUAGAAAAUCUUUGGAGGGAGUUGAAAGUCCGUGUUGCCCAGCGACAGCCCCAAAACAUCACUGCUCUAGAGGAGAUCUGCAUGGAGGAAUGGGCCAAAAUACCAGCAACAGUGUGUGAAAACCUUGUGAAGACUUACAGAAAAUGUUUGACCUGUGUCAUUGCCAACAAAGGGUAUAUAACAAAGUAUUGAGAAACUUUUGUUAUUGACCAAAUACUUAUUUUCCACCAUAAUUUGCAAAUAAAUUCAUUAAAAAUCCUAUAAUGUGAUUUUCUGGAUUAUUUUUUCUCAUUUUGUCUUUCAUAGUUGACGUGUACCUAUGAUGAAAAUUACAGGCCUCUCUCAUCUUUUUAAGUGGGAGAACUUGCACAAUUGGUGGCUGACUAAAUACUUUUUUUGCCCCACUGUAUAUCAAAUGUGAUGGACAAAUUGUGGCCUGACAGCACUUUGGUGACACUGGAAGCAAUCAGAGAGGAGUUGUUAGAGCUGAUGCUGCUUCAAUGGAGUGUGACAAGCGUAGGCGCAGGUCCCAUGGCACAGUCAAGAAAGUAAAGCGGCACCAGCAACUCAAAGAGAGCCUUACAUAUGGGGCAGGCAUAGCUGAUUAAUGUUCUGCACAUUUCAACAGCCAUACAAAAUCCUUGUAUGUGACAAAUUGAGCAAAGUGAAAUUAGAAUUUGCCCAAAACUGCAUAUUUGCCCAACAGACCAGUAUUCAAAAAUACAUUCUGCCAUGAAGCAAUGCAUUGAAAAACGGAUUCCUGUGAUAUGCAAAUUAGUGCAUAUUUAAGGAGGUUUUGCCUCACUUGCAUAUUUUAAAAAUAAAUACAACUUGUAAUACAAUAAUAUAAUGCAUUUAUGUAUACUUUCAACUGGUAAAGUUUCAGUCUGAUGAGAGUAAAGGGAAAUAAAUCCCUAUUAGCCUGUGGUGCCUGGCCUUAAUAAAGUUUUGUCUAGAGAAGGUUAAUUUAGUUACCAUGGAAACUUAUUUUGACACUGAAGCACAUGGCUGCAGCGGACAGUUGUUCCAGAUGGGAUGUCCAGAAGUUGAAGAAAAAUCUAGGGAAAUAUUGCUUGUGUAGAGAAUAUUUUUUUGUCAGUGAUUUCCAAACAGGCUAUAAUUUCUUUAAUUUGUGGUAGAAUUUUAGGUGUAAACUAUAUGCUAGCUGUAAUACUAGCCAAAGCAUGCUAAGCAGUCUGUCAAUUUUCUCCAAAAACUGUAGAAGCAUCAUUUCCAUCAGUCAUUUCCAUCACAAACUUAACUGUGGUGGAAAUGACAGAACGUGGUGGAAAUGACAAAAAUCCCCUAUGUUAUUACUUUUUACUUUAUAAAAAAAAAAACUUUUGGCUUAUUUAAUCAUGUUUUAAAUUAAUUUAAUCUAGAAAAUGCUCCAAGGUGAGCACAAAUUGAAAACCUAAGUAGUUUUUAGAAUAUGCCACAUAAAACAGCACAGAGGUCACAGACAUAGAAACAAAACAAAAAUUGAUCCUAUACGAUACCAGGAACAUCUGCAAAAAGACAGGGAGAGAUACUGGAAGAAAAAAGAGAAGGGUUAGUGAAAUCUAUCUCUGCGCUUACAAAGCAAGAAGAAAGAAGCAAGAGAAGACAAUGGAAAUGCAACCAAUGGAAUAGAAGACAGACUUUAAAGAGAACAGUUGCAAUGGAGACCUACCUAUCAGGCAACACACCACCUUAGUCACCAGAUGACUUGCAGCCAGAACAUGAGGCCAACAUACCUGCCCCUAAUUUACCUGCCCCUGAUGCACGCCUUGAUACCCCUUCCUCAUCGUCUGCAACAGGAAUGAGAAGUCGAAUACUUGCUGGAAGGAAAAAGGUUGGAAGAGGUCGCUCAAAAACAUGCAGAGAUCUUUGCAUGACAAAUGUCAAACUUGAUAAAGCUUUACGGAAAACUGAGAAAUACAAAAAAAGUUUUGAUCAACUGAUGAAGAAAAUGGAGAGACAAGAUUCCCCAAAGACAAAGACAAAACAGCAAAUGAAGGGAACUCCGAAGAAAUUGAGAAGGAUUUUAAAGUUUCAAAAUGCCAUCAUUGCGGAGUUAAAGCAAAAGUAUCAACAAAUGCGCAGUGCCAAGGACAAACAAGUGGCUUCAAAAAUGCUCAGAGGCAACAUCCUGAGAAAGUAUGGCCUGGUCAAAGCCGCAAACAGAAAUUUGGAUUUUCAGCAAAAGCAAUGAGGGCAAAUGAAAACAGGCCAACAAGUCUUCAAUACUCCUGGACAAUUCAGUGUAACAGAAUUAGCACAGCCACAGAAGAGAAAAUCACUAGAUUCUAUGAACGUGAUGUCGACAGUAGAGCAACAACAGGGAAAAGGGACUCACUAACAAGGGACAAGAAAAAAAAACCUUAUUGAGUAUUUGUACUGUGAGAACCUGAAGAAAGAGUGCAUGUCAAAGAACCAUUAGUAACACACUACGCCGUCAUGGAUUAAAAUCCUGCAGCGCACGCAAGGUCCCCCUGCUCAAGCCAGCGCAUGUCCAGGCCCGUCUGAAGUUUGCCAAUGACCAUCUGGAUGAUCCAGAGGAGGAAUGGGAGAAGGUCAUGUGGUCUGAUGAGACAAAAAUAGAGCGUUUUGGUCUAAACUCCACUCGCCGUGUUUGGAGGAAGAAGAAGGAUGAGUACAACCCCAAGAACACCAUCCCAACCGUGAAGCAUGGAGGUGGAAACAUCAUUCUUUGGGGAUGCUUUUCUGCAAAGGGGACAGGACGACUGCACCGUAUUGAGGGGAGGAUGGAUGGGGCCAUGUAUUGCGAGAUCUUGGCCAACAACCUCCUUCCCUCAGUAAGAGCAUUGAAGAUGGGUCGUGGCUGGGUCUUCCAGCAUGACAACAACCCGAAACACACAGCCAGGGCAACUAAGGAGUGGCUCCGUAAGAAGCAUCUCAAGGUCCUGGAGUGGCCUAGCCAAUCUCCAGACCUGAACCCAAUUGAAAAUCUUUGGAGGGGGCUGAAAGUCCGUAUUGCCCAGCGACAGCCCCGAAACCUGAAGGAUCUGGAGAAGGUCUGUAUGGAGGAGUGGGCCAAAAUCCCUGCUGCAGUGUGUGCAAACCUGGUCAAGACCUACAGGAAACGUAUGAUCUCUGUAAUUGCAAACAAAGGUUUCUGUACCAAAUAUUAAGUUCUGCUUUUCUGAUGUAUCAAAUACUUAUGUCAUGCAAUAAAAUGCAAAUUAAUUACUUAAAAAUCAUACAAUGUGAUUUUCUGGAUUUUUGUUUUAGAUUCCGUCUCUCACAGUUGAAGUGUACCUAUGAUAAAAAUUACAGACCUCUACAUGCUUUGUAAGUAGGAAAACCUGCAAAAUCGGCAGUGUAUCAAAUACUUGUUCUCCCCACUUUAUAUGUAUUUAUAGACUGGGUGGUUCGAGCCCUGAAUGCUGAUUGGCUGACAGCCGUGGUAUAUCAGACCAUAUACCACGGGUAUGACAAAACAUUUAUUUUUACUGCUCUAAUUACGUUGGUAACCAGUUUAUAAUAGCAAUAAGGCACCUCGGGGGUUUGUGGUAUAAGGGCGUUGCGUUGUGCCUAAGAACAGCCCCUAGCCGUGGUACACUGCUCAAAAAAAUGAAGGGAACACUUAAACAACACUGUAACUCCAAGUCAAUCACACUUCUGUGAAAUCAAACUGUCCACUUAGGAAGCAACACUGAUUGACAAUACAUUUCACAUGCUGUUGUGCAAAUGGAAUAGACAACAGGUGGAAAUUAUAGGCAAUUAGCAAGACACCCCCAAUAAAGGACUGGUUUUGCAGAUGGUGACCACAGACCACUUCUCAGUUCCUAUGCUUCCUGGCUGAUGUUUUGGUCACUUUUGAAUGCUGGCGGUGCUUUCACUCUAGUGGUAGCAUGAGACGGAGUCUACAACCCACACAAGUGGCUCAGGUAGUGCAGCUCAUCCAAGAUGGCACAUCAAUGCGAGCUGUGGCAAGAAGGUUUGCUGUGUCUGUCAGCGUAGUGUCCAGAGCAUGGAGGCGCUACCAGGAGACAGGCCAGUACAUCAGGAGACGUGGAGGAGGCCGUAGGAGGGCAACAACCCAGCAGCAGGACUGCUACCUCCGCCUUUGUGCAAGGAGGAGCAGGAGGAGCACUGCCAGAGCCCUGCAAAAUGACCUCCAGCAGGCCACAAAUGUGCAUGUGUCUGCUCAAACGGUCAGAAACAGACUCCAUGAGGGUGGUAUAAGGGCCCGACGUCCACAGGUGCAGGACGUUUGGCAUUUGCCAGAGAACACCAAGAUUGGCAAAUUCGCCACUGGCGCCCUGUGCUCUUCACAGAUGAAAGCAGGUUCACACUGAGCACAUGUGACAGACGUGACAGAGUCUGGAGACGCCGUGGAGAACGUUCUGCUGCCUGCAACAUCCUCCAGCAUGACCGGUUUGGCGGUGGGUCAGUCAUGGUGUGGGGUGGCAUUUCUUUGGGGGGCCGCACAGCCCUCCAUGUGCUCGCCAGAGGUAGCCUGACUGCCAUUAGGUACCGAGAUGAGAUCCUCAGACCCCUUGUGAGACCAUAUGCUGGUGCGGUUGGCCCUGGGUUCCUCCUAAUGCAAGACAAUACUAGACCUCAUGUGACUGGAGUGUGUCAGCAGUUCCUGCAAGAGGAAGGCAUUGAUGCUAUGGACUGGCCUGCCCGUUCCCCAGACCUGAAUCCAAUUGAGCACAUCUGGGACAUCAUGUCUCGCUCCAUCCACCAACGCCACGUUGCACCACAGACUGUCCAGGAGUUGGUGGAUGCUUUAGUCCAGGUCUGGGAGGAGAUCCCUCAGGAGACCAUCCGCCACCUCAUCAGGAGCAUGCCCAGGCGUUGUAGGGAGGUCAUACAGGCACGUGGAGGCCACACACACUACUGAGCCUCAUUUUGACUUGUUUUAAGGACAUUACAUCAAAGUUGGAUCAGCCUGUAGUGUGGUUUUCCACUUUAAUUUUGAGGGUGACUCCAAAUCCAGACCUCCAUGGGUUGAUAAAUUAGAUUUCCAUUGAUAAUUUUUGUGUGAUUUUGUUGUCAGCACAUUCAACUAUGUAAAGAAAAAAGUAUUUAAUAAGAUUAUUUCAUUCAUUCAGAUCUAGGAUGUGUUAUUUUAGUGUUCCCUUGAUUUUUUUGAGCAGUGUAUAUUGGCCAUAUACCACACCCCCUCAUGCUUUAUUGCUGAAAUAUAUAACAUAUAACAUGUAAAUAAUAAUAUUAAGUGUUCAAUAAAUUGUAUUCUUGGAGUGCCUUUGUUAGAACUAUGAAACAGAAAGCAUCGGUGUUGGAGCCUGGUAUGGUCCCGUGUGGCUCAGUAGGUAGAGCAUGGCACUUGCAACGCCAGGUUUUGGGUUCGAUUCCCACAGGGGACCAGUACGAACAAAUAUGAAAAUGUAUGCACUCACUACUGUAAGUCGCUCUGGAUAAGAGUGUCUGCUAAAUGACGUAAAUGUAAAAUGCACAAGCUUAUUUUUAUAACGACAAAAUAAAAAUACAUACCCCAACCACCAAGACGCACAGUCAGCCAGAUGCAUGGUCAAAUGACAAAAACAUCAGUAGCCUGAACAUCAUUGCAAGCGCCAAGUGUGCUUGAUAAUAGUGACAAUCAUCACAUAAGCAAUAAUGUCAUUAUGAAUAUGUGUUGAUAUGACAGCAGUCAAAAAGUAAAUGAUUAAUGUCCAUGUCACAUAGCCUAAACCAGUGGUUCCCAACCAGGGGUACUAGGGCCCCUGGGGGUACUUGGCCAAUCCACGGGGGGUACUUGAGAAUACUCAUGAGGCCAUAGGCCUACUGGUAAAAUGCACACGAGGGGGUACUUCAGGGGUACUCCGGCAAGGGCGAUAUUCAGUUGUUGGUACAGUAACCAAAAAAGGUUGGGAACCACUGGCCUAAACAACGAAAGCUGUUGAGUGCGUUGCUGAUUUUAUUUCUUGCUUGAUAUGUAGGGCCUGCUCCCUCAGUGAUUACAUUUUGUGUUGAUAAUAAAUAGCCUGUAGAAUUCUCACCGGCUUGUUCUAUUCCAAAUGGUGCCAUUCUCUCCUGUCUCACCAUUUCAUUUGGUGGUGGCAUGGGCAUCUGCUCAGUGCGCACAGUUCUGGCUUUUUUGCACUUCGGCCUCAGCGGUGUAGGUUCAAGGUUGAGGCUCAGAAUCAGAACCAGAAGAAUGCUCAUCAUCCUCCAACCAUCGGAGUAGCAACGCUAACGAGUGCAUCCAUUCGUCUUGGUCUUCUUGCCAUUGUAUUUUACGCACACUCUCACUGUGUAGGCCAGAGUAGACUGAUAGAGUACAUAGCAUUUUGAGAUUAGAAUAGAUCAAUACAAUAGAAUGGCCUGCCCUGUUCUUCAUUCACAAUUUGUGAUUACAUAAUUAUGCAUCGUUCGCUUCCCCUCGCUCAUCCAUUCUCCACCAUCAUACUUUAGCCUACUUCAUUUAUUUCAUCUCUUAUUAUAGACCUAUGUGUGAAAUUAGUUUCGAUAUAGUUUAGGUUCACUUUCAACUUGGCAUGGCAUCUUCAGCUAUCCAGAGGAGGGGAGCAGGCCCUACUGUUGAGAGACGGGAGGGGCAACGGGAAAAACCAUAUAAAAAAUGACAUGCCCUCCUAAACUAUCUAUCAGUUCUGUUUGUGAUAUUAAGAUUCUAACAACAACAGUGUGUAUGAUUGACUUAUUUAGGAAAAGUCAAGGAUGGAGGGGUUUUGACUUUAAAAAUGGCAGAGUAAUAUAUAUCUAAAUGACUGCUUUAGUUUGGGUUUUAUAGUAAUGACAUGUAAUUUAACUGUACAAAUUUAUUAGCCUACCUUUUAAUGUGGCAUGAACACAACCAGUCAUGAUGUUUUCAUCUGAUUGUAAAACUAAUCACUUCAAAAAGUAGGUUAUCUUCGCACGUUUGUCCAAAAUAGCAUCAGAUCGACUGAAACAGUGCCCUGUCUUAAAAAUAUGUAGCCCCAUGUAUCUGAUGUGGUCUGGUAAAAAAGAGAAUGUCAUGCUAUACUCUUUUAUUCCAGACAGCAUCAGAUACAUGGGCUACACAUAAUGAGACAGAGAGGCGCUGUUCCGCUUGCCUGGAUGCUUUAUCUGACAAUGAUGGGUCUUUGUCGGCGAGCGUCUUGGUCAAAUAAAUUAUCAAUAUUUUAUUUGGAUGGGCCAGGAGGUACGUUAGGGCGGGCUAACGCCGGCCCUGGUAUAUAUUGGGCUAGCCAGCCAGCUAGCCUGUGAAAUACUGUAUAUUCAAACACCUUUCCUUCAAUGAUGUCUAGUAUGUCGCUCUAUGCUUUCCUAUACACGCAGGUAGACCUGUAGCUAGCUGUCUUCUCGCUCUGUGUUCUUCUGUCUAGAAAGGCAUCUAAAUAAAAUGUAUGUGAAGGAACAGCUGAUACAAGCCAGCAAUGAUCUCUCUCUUGGCAAAUACAGUUUCCAGGGGCAGAAUCCUUCAUGUAGGUUCAGGAGCACCUCAGCAACAGAGAGGGCAUUGCAGUACCAGGCAGGACAGAAGAUCCAUGGCUUCACAGUUAAGGAGGUAAACUGUCCAAGUCAUCACAUUAUCCACAACAGUGUUUCUCAAUUCUGGUCCUGGGGACCCAAAGGGGUGCAAAUGUUUUGCCCUAGCACUAAAACACCUGAUUCCACUCAUCAAACGCUUGAUGAUGAAUUGAUUGAUUAGUUGUUAGUGCUGGACUAAACUAAAAUGUGAAUCCCUUUGGGUCCCUAGAAUUGGAAAACACUGACCCACAACAAGAAGAACAUCCUGAUUCUGAUCAAUUCACAUAUACUUCUAGUUAAGGUUUAGUGUAAAGUCCGGAUAAAUGUGAUAUUAUCUUCCUGUUUUUCUGCAGGUGGUUGCUGUUCCUGACCUGUUUCUUACAGCUGUCAAGCUGACCCAUGACAACACAGGUGCCCAGUAUUUACACGCAGCUAGAGAUGACAAAAACAAUCUCUUUAGGUAAUAAUCCCACAUUUGUGGAAGUAUGCUUUAUUUGGAUAAGGUUUUAAGUUAAAAUGUAACCUCGUCCCCAGGCUCAAUUGCUACCCUGACAGAGAUAAAGAGCCAGCUGGUUGAAGAGAUUAGAUCAAAUGAAAUGUACUAGUUUACUAACAAAAUACUUAUUCUAAGCCAGUGCUUUUUCUAAUGACGGUGUUUCCAUCUCUUGUCGUAACACCUCUGCAGUGUUCAGCUCAGGACGACCCCAAUGGACAACACAGGGGUCCCACACAUCCUGGAACACACAGUGUUGUGUGGUUCAGAGAAGUACCCCUGCAGAGACCCCUUCUUCAAGAUGCUCAACAGAUCACUCUCCACAUUCAUGAACGCAUUCACAGGUACUGUGUGUGUGUGUGUGCACGUGUGUGUGCACGCACGCAAGGUGUCUGAAAUGUCAUUGUUUUUUAUUCACAGCUAGUGAUUUCACCAUGUAUCCAUUCUCCACACAAAACGGGAAAGACUUCCAGAAUCUCCUCUCCGUGUAUCUGGAUGCAGUGUUUUUCCCUUGUCUACGAGAACUUGACUUUUGGUAAGUGUGGUGUUUAAAUAGAUGCCUCUUUAAUCAAAAUCAGUGACAUCCGAAGUCUGCCUUCAUAUCCUUGUCCUCAAUGUGUUUCGUUAAAGGCAGGAGGGAUGGAGACUGGAGAAUGAAAACCCUACAGAUCCUACUUCCCCUUUGGUCUUUAAAGGAGUUGUCUUCAAUGAAAUGAAGGGCGCUUUUGUGAGUUACUUCUUUCCAAACGAUUUAUUUAGAGAUUUGUUAUUAGAUUUAUUGCGAUUAAUUUGUGAGAAUUAGGCUAUGUUAAUUACAGAAUAAUUUGGUCAGGAGAUAGACAAAUAGAAGUCAUAUUGGAAUCUUACAUGUCCUCUCUGUAUGUGAUUUCAGUCAGACAACGAGAGGGUAUAUGCCCAGCACUUGCAGAACAAGCUGUAUCCUGACCACACAUACGGUGUGGUGUCUGGAGGGGAACCCCUGGCCAUCCCUGACCUCUCCUGGGAACAACUGAAGCACUUCCACGCUACACACUACCACCCCAGCAAUGCAAGGUACAGUACACUGUGACAUACACACUACACCACCACGCUUCUACACUAGCUACUGCUCCACUCUAUUAACACACUGUAAAGUACAUUGUGAUACACUAUGACCUGUACAGUACACUGUCACACAUUACCACUUAGCAAUGCACAGCACAACACACUGUCACACACCCCAAUAUUAUAUACUCGGUACAGUAGCACUGUGUCUUGUCACACAACUCUGUUGGGCCUUGGCAGUAACAUGGUUUCCCCUUUUCUGCUCCUCAGGUUCUUCACCUACGGGGAUCUGCCCCUGGAGCAGCACCUGAAACAGAUCCAGGAGGAGGCUCUGUCCAAGUUUGAGCGCAGUGAGCCGGACACUGCUGUCCCUAAACAACCCCACUGGGACAGGCCUGUGCGUCUGCCCAUUCAGUAUCACUGUAGCUCAUUCAGUUCCAGCUGUCAGAUAUUAGUUUAUUCAUUAUCAGCUCCCAGAUAUUACAAAUCUAUGCGCUCAACUUCAGCAACUUGGGCAAGGUCUAUGGUUUGGAAGUUUGAAUUAAUUUCACAGUAAUGCUUAUUUGAAUGAUCUUGAUGAUAAGGUCCUGUUUGAUUAUGUUUUAAUGUCUGUUUUUUUAUGUGUGAAGCCAAAGACAUUUCCACAUUGUGCGGACAAUAGUGUGUAAUUCUAAUGGAUUUGUCCACAGAGAGAGGACCAUGUGACGUGCAGUCCCGAUGCUAUGGCUCCUGAUGCAGCCAAACAGAACACGCUGUGUAUGAGCUACCUGCUAGGAGAGUACGUAAUACUGAGCUACUGCAACACUAUCAGUUGUUUCUCUAAAAUUGUGUCUGGGAUAGUAUACAUUGGUUAAUUUUAAAGUGACUUUAUCCUCAAUUGUUGCAUGUCUUGAUUUACAUAUGCAUUUUGGUCAUUUAGCAGACACUCAUCCAGAGCGACUUAAAAUCAGUAAGUGAUGCAGUAGUGGUCUCAUUCAGGUGUUUUUCUCUCUACAGCAUCACAGAUACGUUUGAGGGCUUCACCCUGAGCCUGCUGUCCUCUCUGAUGAUCUCUGGACCCAACUCUCCCUUCUACAAGACCCUCAUAGAACCCAAGAUAGGAACAGACUUCUCCUCUGUCGUAGGGUGGGUAAACCUCUUUGGAGACGGAUUAACAUUGAUCAAUUAACAUUGAUAAAACACUUUAAAAAUACAUAAAGUCCCAGAAUACAGGCACUUUAUCUCAAUGAAGUUAAAGCACUUGUGAGGAGAACAUUGGCAGAGCAGGCAGAGCUCUUUGAAAUGUUGAUAUAUACUGAACAGUAAAAUGCUUCAUUUACCAGUAUCUAUUCUUUUCCAGAUAUGAUGGGAGCACCAAAGAGGCAUCAUUCAGCAUUGGCUUGCAAGGAAUGGCUGAAGAAGACACAGAGAAAGUCAAGCAAAUCAUUGUCCAAACCAUUGAUGAGAUCAUUGCGUAAGUAUACUGCUGAUGUGUUAUGUACAGUAACACUAUCAUCACAAUAAUGUCAUCUAACUGUAUUUCUCUCCUAAUGAUGCAGUAAUGGAUUUGAGGAGGAGAGGAUAGAGGCCCUGCUUCAUAAGAUUGAAAUCCAGAUGAAACAUCAGUCUACCAGCUUCGGCCUGUCUCUGGCCUCAGUGAGUACAAGGCCACACUUUGUCCGGUGUCUCCACUGUGAUGUUUGAACCAUGAAAAUGUUCUUGUUUUCUAUACACGCACACAGACACACACUAAACAGAGAUUAAAUGUGAAGGGAAUUGAAUUGUAUAUAAAGACAGAUUGAAGAAGGGUAGCUCAGUUGGUAGAGCAUGGCGCUUGCAACGCCAAGGUUAUGGGUACGAUUCCCACGGGGGGCCAGUAUGAAAAUGUAUGCACUCACUAACUGUAAGUCGCUCUGGAUAAGAGCGUCUGCUAAAUGACGUAAAUGUAAAAAAGAAUGUGAACAUACCAUAGUGAUUGUCCUGGGAGCAGUAGCUCCUGUAUACAGUAUGACCAUAUUUCCCCUCUGGUAAGUUUACUAUUAUUUGUCAGUACCUCUCUAACUAUACUGAAGAAAAAUAUAAACGCAACAUGUAAAGGGUUGGUCCCAUGUUUCAUGAGCUGAAAUAAAACAUCCCAGAAAUGUUCUAUACACACAAAAAGCGUAUUUCUCUCAAAUGUUGUGCACAAAUGUGUAUAAAUCCCUGUUAGUGAGCAUUUCUCCCUUGCCAAGACAGUCCAUCCACCUGACAGGGGUGGCAUGUCAAGAAGCUGAUUAACAGCAUGAUCAUUACACAGGUGCACCUUGUGCUGGGGACAAUAAAAGGCCACUCUAAAAUGUGCAGUUUUGUCAAACAACACAAUGCCACAGAUGUCUCAAGUUUUGAGGGAGUGUGCAAUUGGCAUGCUGACUGCAGGAAUGUCCACUAGAGCUGUUGCCAGAGAAUGUAAUGUUAAUUUCUCAGUAUGGCAGUAUGUCCAACCGGCCUCACAACAGCAGACCAUGUGUAACCACACCAGCCCAGGACCUCCACAUCUGGCUGCUUCACCUACAGGAUUGUCUGAGACCAGCCACCCAGAUAGCUGAUGAAACUGUCUGCAAUAAAGCCCUUUUGCAGGGAAAAACUCAUUCUGAUUGGCUGGGCCUGGCUCCCUAGUGGGUGGGCUGCGCCCCUGCCCAGUCAUGUGAAAUCCAUAGAUUAGGAUCUAAGGAAUUUAUUUCAAUUGACUGAUUUCCUUAUAUGAACUGUAACUAAGUAAAAUUGUUGAAAUUCUUGCAUGUUGCGUUUAUAUUUUUGUUCAGUAUAUUUUGGGUGUGUGUCGUCAACUCAUGCUUUUUACUUGUCUCUGCAGCACAUACAGUAGCUUCCUGCAGGAACCCAAUGGACACACACACACCUAGGUGCAGCUCAUGUAUACAGUAUGACCUUGUUUUUUUACUCUGUGUGUUGUCUCUCUGCUAACAGUACAUAGCUUCCUGUUGGAACCAUGAUGGAGACCCGGUCCAGCUGCUGAAGAUCAGCGAAAGUGUGGCCCAGUUCAGACAAGCCCUGAAGGACAACCCUCACUUCCUCCAGGAGAAAGUCCUACACUACUUCAAGGUGAGAGACCAGACAGGAGAAAUAAGUUGAGUUUUCUUUCAGUAUACAUCGCAUCUAAAUCUGAAUAGCGUAUGUAACAGGAAAUUCAGGAAAACAAAUCAAUAAAAUGUAAUGUGAUAUAGCAGUCUAAUCAAGAAAGUUGAAGUCAUCAUGCAGGGGUCAUAGACCAGGGAGUUGUUGAAAGAAGAAAAUUACAUCAGUUUAAUCAUGUCACUGAGUAGGAGACAGUUCAGUGUUACGGUAAUGUCAUGGUAAUGUCAUGUCACAUUAGCGUCUUGUUUGUGCCCAUGCAGGACAACACUCACAGGCUGACACUGUCAAUGAGUCCAGAUGAGGCAUACCUGGAGAAACAGGUCAAAGCAGAGAAGGAGAAACUCCAGAAGAAGGUACAGGCUCUGUCUGAUAGUGACAAGAAAGACAUCUAUGAAAAAGGUAAGUUAUACGCCUACACCUAUAGAUGGGUUGCCUGACAAUGUCACGAAAAAGAUGCGUGCGCAUUGAUGGGGCAGAAGGCAGUGUGUUGUUAUGAUUCUGAACGGUCAGAUAGCUAGCAACAAUGACAAGAAGCUGCCAUGUGGAGAAUCGUAGAUGGCUUGUUUCAGCUAGUUGUAUCUUGUUCUUGGUACUACACUACAUUACCAAAAGUAUGUGGACGCCUGCUUGUCGAACAUCUCAUUCCAAAAUCAUGGGCAUUAAAAUGGAGUUGGUCAGUCAUCCCUUUGCUGUUAUAACAGCCUCCACUCUUCCACUAGAUGUUGGAACAUUGCUGCGGGGACUUGCUUCCAUUCAGCCACGAGCAUUAGUGAGGUUGGACACUGAUGUUGGCCGAUUAUUCCUGGCUCGCAGUCGUCGUUCCAAUUCAUCCCAAAGGUGUUCGAUGGGGUUGAGGUCAGGGCUCUGUGCAGGCCAGUCAAGUUCUUUCAUACCGAUCUCGACAAACCAUUUCAGUGUGGACCUCGCGUUGUGCUCAGGGGCAUUGUCAUGCUGAAACAGGAAAGGGCCUUCCCCAAACUGUUGCCACAAAGUUGGAGGCACAGAAUCGUCUAGAAUGUCAUUGUAUGCUGUAGCGUUAAGAUAUCCCUUAACUGGAACUAAGGGGCCUAGGCUGAACCAUGAAAAACAGCCCCAGACCAUUAUUCCUUUUCCACCAAACUUCACAGGUGGCACUAUGCAUUCGGGCAGGUAGCGUUCUCAUGGCAUCCGCCAAACCCAGAUUAGUCCGUCGUCCUGCCAGAUGGUGAAGCGUGAUUCAUCACUCCAGAGAACGCGUUUCCACUGCUCCAGAGUCCAAUGGUGGCGAGCUUUACACCACUUCAACCGACGCUUGGCAUUGCUCAAGUUGAUCUUAGGCUUGUGUGUGGCUGCUCGGCCAUGGAAACCCAUUUCAUGAAGCACCCAACGAACAGUCGUGCUGACGUUGCUUCCAAAGGCAGUUUGGAACUCGGUAGUGAGUGUUGCAACUGAGGACAGAUGAUUUUUACGCGCUACACGCUUCUGCACUCGGCGGUCCCGUUCUGUGAGCUUGUGUGGCCUACCACUUCGCGGCUGUGCCGUUGUUGCUCCUAGACAUUUUCACUUCACAAUAACACCACUUACAGUUGACCGGGGCAGCUCUAGCAGGGCAGAAAUUUGACGAACUGACUUGUUAGAAAGGUGGCAUCCUAUGACGGUGCCACGUUGAAAGUCACUGAGCUCUUCAGUAAGGACAUUUUACUGCCAAUGUUUGUCUAUGGAGAUUGCAUGGCUCUGUGCUCGAUUUUAUACACCUGUCAGCAACGGGUGUGGCUGAAGUACCCGAAUGCACUAAUUUGAAGGGGUGUCCACAUACCUUUGUAUAUAUAGUGUAUGUCUUGUUUUGAGGUGUUUUGACUGAUGUCAUAUCUAUGCUAAUAGAGCUAAAAUGUGCUAGCUAGCUAACCAAUAACUGUAACAAUGUAUUUGAGAGAUAACAAGUGCUCAUUGUGCAAAUGUGUUUGUUUUCAAUAAACAUUUGGAGACUAAAUAUAAUUCACGUUGUCCCAAAGUUGCGCACACAUCGCUUUUGUUGCUAAACAACCCACCCAUCUAUUGAGGAGAAUAGAGAAACUCAUUCACUUCAUUAUGAAAACAUUAUAAACCAUUCAUGAUCAUAAUGUUUUUGAGUAUUUUUAUACUAAUUUAUAUGGCUUUCUAUUCAGGUCUUGAGCUGUUAUCGGUUCAGAGCAAGAUCCAGGAUGCCUCAUGUCUCCCUGCCCUGAAAGUGUCUGACAUUGAGCCAACGAUAGCAGUCACACCUGUAGAGAUGGGCACUGCAGGUACAGUACUUACUGUAGUAUUGGAUACACGCUGACGCUACACUCUAGUUACUCUAGGUUCCGAGGUUACACUCUAGUACAGUGUUUCCCAUCUCCAGUCCUCCAGUACCCCCAACACUACAUCUCCAGUCCCCCAGUACCGCCAACACUACAUCUCCAGUCCUCCAGUAUCCCCAACAGUACAUCUCCAGUCCUCCAGUAGCCCCAACAGUACAUCUCCAGUCCUCCAGUACCCCCAACACUACAUCUCCAGUCCUCCAGUAUCCCCAACAGUACAUCUCCAGUCCUCCAGUAGCCCCAACAGUACAUCUCCAGUCCUCCAGUACCCCCAACACUACAUCUCCAGUCCCCCAGUACCGCCAACACUACAUCUCCAGUCCUCCAGUAUCCCCAACAGUACAUCUCCAGUCCUCCAGUAGCCCCAACACUACAUCUCCAGUCCUCCAGUAUCCCCAACAGUACAUCUCCAGUCCUCCAGUAUCCCCAACAGUACAUCUCCAGUCCUCCAGUAGCCCCAACAGUACAUCUCCAGUCCUCCAGUACCCCCAACACUACAUCUCCAGUCCUCCAGUAUCCCCAACAGUACAUCUCCAGUCCUCCAGUAGACCCAACAGUACAUCUCCAGUCCUCCAGUACCCCCAACACUACAUCUCCAGUCCCCCAGUACCGCCAACACUACAUCUCCAGUCCUCUAGUAUCCCCAACAGUACAUCUCCAGUCCUCCAGUAGCCCCAACACUACAUCUCCAGUCCUCCAGUAUCCCCAACAGUACAUCUCCAGUCCUCCAGUAGCCCCAACAGUACAUCUCCAGUCCUCCAGUAUCCCCAACAGUACAUCUCCAGUCCUCCAGUAGCCCCAACAGUACAUCUCCAGUCCUCCAGUACCCCCAACACUACAUCUCCAGUCCCCCAGUACCGCCAACACUACAUCUCCAGUCCUCCAGUACCCCCAACACUACAUCUCCUGUCCUCCAGUAGCCCCAACACUACAUCUCCAGUCCUCCAGUAGCCCCUGACAAACUCACCUGAUUCAACUCAUUGAGGGCUUGAUGAUUAGUUAACAAGUUGAAGCGGGUGUACUCGAGGACUGGAGUUGGGAAACACUGCUCUAUAGUAUACCCAGUCUGUCUGUUUUGAUAGACUAAACCUCUAAUUUCAAACAACAUGCAUGGUACUACACAGUUAAUUCAGAAAGUAUUCAGACCCCUUGACAUUUUCCACAUUUUGUUACGUUACAGCCUUAUUCUAAAAUGUAUUAAAUCGUUUUUUGCCCCUCAUCAAUCUACACAGAAUACCACAUAAUGACAAAGCAAAAACAGGUUUUUAGAAAUUUUUGCAAAAAUAAAUAACUAAUAAUACAGAAAUAUCACAUUUACAUAAGUAUUCAGACCCUUUGUUCAGUACUUUGUUGAAGCACCUUUGGCAGCGAUUACAGCCUCGAAUCUUCUUGGGUAUGACGCUACAAGCUUGGCACACCUGUAUUUGGGAGUUUCUCCCAUUCUUCUCUGCAGAUCCUCUCAAGCUCUGUCAGGUUGGAUGGGGAGCGUCGCUGCACAGCUAUUUUCAGGUCUCUCUAGAGAUGUUCAAGUCCUGGGCUCUGGCGGGGCCACUCAAGGACAUUCAGAGACUUCUCCCGAAGCCGCUCCUGCGUUGUCUUGGCAGUGUGCUUAGGGUCGUUUUCCUGUUGGAAGGUGAACCUUCGCCCCAGUCUGAGGUCCUGAGCACUCUGGAGCAGGUUUUCAUCAAGGAUCUCUCUGUUCUUUGGUCCAUUCAUCUUUCCCUCGAUCCUGACUAGUCUCCCAGUACCUGCCGCUGAAAAACAUCCCCACAGCAUGAUGCUGCCACCACUAUGCUUCACCGUAGGGAUGGUGCCAGGUUUCCUCCAGACAUGACGCUUGGCAUUCGGGCCAAAGAGUUCAAUCUUGGUUUCAUCAGACCAGAGAAUCUUGUUUCUCAUGGUCUGAGAGUCCUUUAGGUGCCUUUUGGCAAACUCCAAGCGGGCUGUCAUGUGCCUUUUACUGAGGAGUGGCUUCCGUCUGGCCACUCUACCAUAAAGGCCUGAUUGGUGGAGUGCUUCAGAGAUGGUUGUCCUUCUGGAAGGUUCUCCCAUCUCAUCAGAGGAACUCUGGAGCUCUGUCAGAGUGACCAUCGGGUACUUGGUCACCUCCCUGACCAAGGCCCUUCUUCAUAGAUUGCUCAGUUUGGCCGGGCAUUCAGCUCUAGUAAGAGUCUUGGUGGUUCCAAACUUCUUCCAUUUAAGAAUGAUGGAGGCCACUGUUUUCUUGGGGACCUUCAUAGCUGCUGAAAUUGUUUUGUACCCUUCCCCAGAUCUGUACCUCGACACAAUCCUGUCUCGGAGCUCUACGGACAAUUCUUUCUACCACAUAGCUUGGUUUUUGCGAUGACCUGCAGUCAACUGUGGGACCUUAUAUAGAUAGGUGUGUGCCUUUCCAAAUCAUGUCCAAUCAAUUGAAUUUGCCACAGGUGGACUCAAAUCAAGUUGUAGAAACAUAUCAAGGAUGAUCAAUGGAAACAGGAUGCACCUGAGCUCAAUUUCGAGUCUCAUAGCAAAGGGUCUGAAUACCUAUGUAAAAAGGUAUUUCUGUUUUUUAUUUUGUAUGAAUUUGCAAAAGAUUAUAAAAACCUGUUUUCGCUUUGUCAUUAUGGGGUAUUGUGUGUAGAUUGAUGAGGACAUUUUUGUAUUUAAUCCAUUUUAGAAGAAGGCUGUAAUGUGGAAAAAGUAAAGGGGUCUGAAUACUUUCCAAAUGCACUAUAGAUAUGUUUUGAUGUACAAUUUCCCAGUAUUAUACUGGCAAAUGAACUGGUCCACACAUCAAGACAGAAAUUCUUUAGCUCCUCAGCAUCAUUAGGAUGCUCAGGUAUUUGUCUCAUUGUUUUGUCUCCCUCUGACAUUUGUCCUGUUCUACUCUCUUCACCCCACUAGGAGGCGUCCCGGUGCAGUACUGUGAGCAGCCAACCAAUGGGAUGGUCUACUUCAGGGCUAUGUGUAGUCUCAACACCCUCCCUGAAGACCUCAAACUAUAUGUGCCCCUCUUCUGCAGUGUCAUCACCAAGUGAGUCCAGACCCCAUAUAAUAUGACCAAUCAUUUGUGUAUUGUCCAGAAAGCAUAGCUUGUGUGGUUUGGUUUCAUAAACAUGUGUUGAAGUUAAUGGAGUUAGUUGCAAUUGUGAAGAGUAUUGAGUUUUUGUCUUGAGAAUGUGUGUCCGUCUGGGUUACUGAGGUGAUUGUGAGAAGGCGUGCUGCGUCGGUCCAGGUUGAGCUACCGGUAUGUAGUGAAUGUGAUAAGGUAAUGGGAGUGUGUUAUUUUAGGAUGGGGUGUAAAGUGUGAUUGAUACAGAGUAUGUGUUGGUCCAGAUUGGCUGUGAGAUGAGACAUGCUAAUGGGUGUGUGUUACCAGGAUGGGCUGUGGAGGGCUGGACUACAGGCAGCAGGCCCAGCAGAUGGAGCUGAAGACAGGAGGCAUGUCCAUCUCCACAUCAGUCAACCCUGACUACUCUAACAUGGACAUGUAUGAACAGGUCAGUCCUAGACUGGGCGAUAUAUCGGAUUAAUUCGAAUGUAUGUUUUUGCGUGGUAUUCCAAAUGCCUGUAUCACAAGAAUCAAGGUUUUGUUAUUUUUCGUUUUUAUGAGCGUUUAUGUCCGCUUGUACUCAUGUUGUAUUUUUGGUCUCGUCUCUUUCGCUCCUUCUGUGCUGUGUGCACCUUCCCAUUUACACCAGAGAUCUGUAUAUAAUGACGAGAUGCACGUCUCCGCCCUAACAAUGGGAGACGUUGUCCCAAAGGCGGGAAGGCAGGCAACAAGCUUAGAUCCAAAAUAAGCCCAUAGAAAUGCAUUGGCCUUACUUUGGACAGAUUUUAGCGAGCGUGAAACCUCUCGCUUCGCCUCUUCCUCUAUGGUUUAAACACACACCAAGCCCCUCCCCCUGCCUCUCACGCCAACAAAGUUGAGAGAUCACAUCGUCCUCUCUGACAUACGGUUUCAACUCGCUGUUUCCAUUUGAGGUUUGGUCCAACAGAAUCGGUCAUAUGGACACCAAAACACAUUGAGACAUUAUUUUACUGUAGUAGAGAAGAAGUUAACUUUUCUAGUGAUACCCUUUUUAUGUCUCAACUACUCAAAUUGCGCACAGAGCAGACACUACUAAAACGAGAGUAUCAAUGAACAUUGAUUCUGUAAAAUGAAUGUGCAGUUUGUCGGGUUACCACGUACUGCUAGCAACAUUUUAGCCAAAGACUGUUAUACUAGCAGUCUAGUCUGUGUUUUAUAAAUGUACAAUGAGCAUAAAACACAAUUAUAUGAGGAAUUGGCAACUCAUUCUGAUAAAUAAGGUAGGCCACUUGAUUACAAUAUCUGAACAAAGUGGACAGGCUAACAUGCUUUUCAAACAGUUGGAGACAGACAGAAGGGUGUGUUCAUAACAAUUCAACUGUUGAACAUUGUUAGCUAGCAAAUAGAUCCAAGUUGGCUAAACUUGAAAUACAAAGAUUAGCUGGCUAAUCACUAGCAAGUGGGCUUGAGAGGUUGUUGAUGGUACCUGUGUUAAUUUUCUAUAGCCUUAUGCCUGCUACAAGAGUUUCAUCAUUAUUAGUGAAUGUGCAUUAUGCAUGGUUCUAGUUAUAUUUUAACAAAAAAGGGCAUUUUCAUAGACAGACUUGAAGGCCAGAUCAGUGAUUAUUGCAACAACAAAAAAAGCAGGUUAAACUAUACUGAACAACAAUAUAAACGCAACAUGCAACAAUUUCAAAGAUUUUACUGAGUUAUAGUUCGUAUAAGGAAACAGUCAAUUGAAAUAAAUUCAUUAGGCCCUUAUCUAUGGAUUUCACAUGACUGGGCAGGGGUGCAGCCAUGGGUGGGCCUUGGAGGGCACCCACUGGGGAGCCAGGCCCAGCCAAUCAGAAUGAGUUUUCCCCGCAGGUGAAAAAGCUGGAUGUGGAGGUCCUGGGCUGGCGUGGUUACACGUGGGCUGCAGUUGUGAGGCCGGUUGGACAUACUGCCAAAUUCUCUAAUACGAAAUUGGGGGCAGCCUAUGGUAGAGAAAUGAACAUUAAAUUAUCUGGCAACAGCUCUGGUGGACAUUACUGCAGUCAGCAUGCCAAUUGCAUGCUCCCUUAAAACUUGAGACAUCUGUGGCAUUGUGUUGUGACACAAAACUGCACAUUUUAAAGUGGCCUUUUAUUGUCCCAAGCACAAGGUGCACCUGUGUAAUGAUCAUGCUGUUUAAUCAGCUUCUUGAUAUGCCAUUCCUGUCAGGUGGAUGGAUUAUCUUGGCAAAGGAGAAAUGCUCACUAAAAGGGAUGUAAACAACUUUGUGCACAAAAUUUGAGAGAGAUACACUUUUUGUGCAUAUGGAACAUUUCUGGGAUUUUGUAUUUAAGCUCAUGAAACAUGGGAACAACACAUGUUGCAUUUAUAUUUUUAUUUAGUGUAUUUUGAUAAAAUAAUUAAAUUAUUAGUGGGUUUUAUGUUUGUGGAAGGCUUAUAUUUAGCCUAGGUAUAACUUCACAAGCUCUGAAUUCAUUAGAUUAUUGCUGACUGUUUGAAAUACAGUGUAUUUGACCUUUAAUUGUACAACAACGCUUAUUUAGAGAAAACAAAAAAAAUUGCGAUAUACUGUAUAUCGUGAAUCGCCCAUGAGUUUGAUAAAAUCGAGGUAUGAUUUUUAGGCUAAAUCGCUCAGCCCUAGUCAGUCCCCAGCCAGUCAGUCAGUCACAAUAAAGCCUAAUUUAUACCUUUACGCAAGUAUAACACAAUUAGCUAUAAGAAAGAGCAUUGUUCAUUCACAGUCUGAUUCACAGGGAGUCAUCCUCUCAUCUUCCUGUCUGGAGAGGAAUCUUCCUGAUAUGUUUCACCUGUGGAGUGACAUAUUCAACAGGUAGGCUUGCAUGUCCAUCAGAAUAAUACCAUGGCACAUAACCCAUCUAUGGUCACAUGGUCACUAAUAAACCACAUGUCCAUUGUUUUUUAACGACAAAUUUGGUUGAUAUUAUUUGAGCCCUUCUCCCUCUCUGCUCUGACCCAUGAACCCUUAACUUGACCCACAGCCCGCACUUUGAUGAUGAGGAGCGUCUGCGUGUGCUGGUCAUGAUGUCGGCUCAGGAACUAGCCAAUGGGAUCUCUUACUCUGGUCACAUGUACGCCAUGACGAGGGCGGCUCGCAGCCUGACCCCAACAGGAGAACUACAAGAGACCUUCGGAGGGAUGGAGCAGGUGAGAGAGGGGGGAGUACAAUGAGGCUGAGGGUUUAGCAGCAAAGAAAAAGCUGUAUGAUGAAGGACAAUGGUUAUUGUACCCUCUGAGUGAGAAUAUGAUGCACUUCUGUACACUCAAAUGAAAUAAAUCUCAGUUUUCUUGUGUAUCUUGAAUAUCAGGUCAAGUUCAUGAAAAGGAUUGCAGAGAUGCCAGACCUCACCCAAGUUCUACGGACACUUCCUAGAAUCAAGAGACACAUUCUCAACCCACUGAACAUGAGGUGGGUAUAGUCUUUACACUGACAGCUACUUCAAGAUUUUACUAUAAUUUCUCUAUGUUGACUUGAGGGUAAAGUAGAUUACAACUUCUCGUUGUUCGGACAGAUGUGCGGUCAACGCAACGCCUCAGAAGAUGUCUGAUGCCGCAGGACAGUUGGAUAACUUCAUGUCUAACGUUGCUUCCAAUAAGAAGGAACGCAAACCCGUCCGGUCCGAUAUCAUUGAGGUAUGAAUUUGUCAAACUAUCUUGGUACUGUACUGAGACUGCACUGUAACAAAGUGAAAUAAAUACUUGGGUAUGUCCCAAAUGGCAGCCUAUUCCCUACAUAGUGCACUACUUUUGACCAGAGCCCAUAGGACUCUGGUCAAAAUAAGUGCACUGUGUAGGGAAUAGGGUCCCAUUUGGGACGUAGCCUGAAUCUUGCUGUGAGUUGACAGGUGUUCUUUUAAUCCUAACAGAGACCUCUUGACCCACUGGCAGCUCCUGGAUCUGGCCCAAGUAGAAAACUAAUCGCUGUGCGUACCGCCUACACUUUUAAACUAGGCUCUAUGUAUCAAGCAUAACCGUAGGAAUAGUGAUUGAGGAUCAGUUUAGCCUUUUAGAUCACAAUGAAUAAGAUUACAUGUUGGACAGGGGGGGCCUGAUCCUAGAUCAGCACUCAUACUCUGAGACAAUUGAUCCAUACAGCCUCUGAACAUUAGUUUGCUCUUCCUUUCAUUGUUGUUGAGUAACACUUUUUAAUAAUUGGUUUCUGACCAUUGACCAUAUUCUACCAUUGAGCUAAUGUCAGUGUGUUUGAUCAUCACCCCACAGGAGCCCAACUUCAAGCCCUGCCAGAUGAAGACAUUUUUCCCAAUGCCCUUCCCAAUCAACUUUGUCAGCGAGUGUAUCCGCACAGUGCCCUUCACCCAUGAGGACUAUGCCAGGUGACUGUCUUAAAGGGAUAGUUUGGGAUUUUUAUGUCUCUGCGUUCAGUUUGAAGGAAGUUGCUAACUAGCGUUAGCGCAAAUGUUAGCUGUUCCUGUAGAUCCAUGUUCAUAUUUACUAGGGUUGCAAAAUUCUUCUUACUUUCCCAAAAUCCCCUGAUCUUCCAGAAAUCCAGUUGGGAUAUUGCUGGAAUCAGGAGGGAAUAAGCACAAAAUGUAGGAUAUUUCUAAAAGUUACAAAUGUUGUAACCCCGUAUUUACCCAUGCUCGUCCCCUCUCUCUCCCUCAGCCUGAAUAUCCUGUCCCGGAUGAUGACUGCUAAGUACCUGCACGGAGAGAUCAGAGAAAAGGGUGGGGCCUAUGGUGGAGGGGCCAAGGUGGGAGGAGGACUAUUCACCUUCUAUUCAUACAGGUUUGUAGUGUAUUAAUGUACUGUAAUACAUCAGGAUUCUACUGUAGUUAAACAGGUUUUAACAGUAGUUACACAGAUUAAGACAUGAAAAAGCUGCAGAAAGACAUGUUGCAGAAAAUCUCCAAAACUGGAACUUUUCUAGAAAUUGAAGAAACUGCCAUAUUUUACCAUUGAUGAACAUACAAUCACAAAACUUCACAAGCUAUUUUGAAUACAUUUUCUUGAUCCUAGAGUCAUGAAAUGUUCAGAGUACAUUAAGGGGAGUUACACAUUUUAAUUAAUGUACGGUUUGAAUACAUGUAUUAAAUAACUUCUUGGCAUAUUUCAUUAGCUUUAACCCAUUGUUCCAUGUCCCUGUGUUGAUUUCAGAGACCCUAACUCGGUGCAGACUCUGUCAACGUUCCGCAAGGGUGUGGACUGGGUCAGAUCAGGACAGUUUACCCAGCAGGACAUCGAUGAAGCCAAGCUGUCCGUGUUCUCAGCCGUGGACUCCCCCGUCGCCCCCUCCAAUAAAGGUGAACAGAGGAUGCAUCCCAAAUGGCACCCUAUUCACUAUAUAGUGCUACUUUUGACCAGAGCCCUACAGGCCCUGGUUAAAAGUAGUGCACUAUAUAGGGAAUAGGGUGCCAUUUGGGAUGCGGCCAGGUCCUUCCAUACUCAACAGAAACCCCACAGGAUGACAAAUACCACAGCUGACAAAAGAUGUGCCCUUCCUUAUCUCUCCUAGAGUUGCCUAAAUGCCAGCUCUAAACCUCUUCACCUGACAUUUAACAUGCUGUUCUUUUAUGUCCUGUUAAGUUUUACUGUAGUAACUUGUUAUAAUACAUUUAUAACAUGAGGACAGCACUGGACACAUUUAGUGUCUACAAAGAGAGACAUUUACUUAGAGAGGUUUUCCCUUACCAGCGUCUCACUUUGGCGAGAAACAUGGCUGACUUCUAAAUGACAUGUUAUAAAUGGACCAUGAUAAGAGAUUAAAAAGACCCAAGUGUCAAUCCUUGUCUUGACAUGUGAUAUCACAUCAUCGUGUUGCAGGUAUGGGCCGUUUCCUGAGUGGAAUCACAGAUGAGCUGAAACAGGCCCACAGAGAGAGACUCUUCGCUGUCACAGACAAGAACCUGGUCGAUGUGGCUGGCAGGUAAUGUGUUUUUUUGUUGAAUAUUAUUUCAGGUGUUGUUAAAUCUGUUUUUUUGAGUGCUCCAAUGCCUGUUUAGCAUGAAUUAGUCCUUUUUGGAUUUUUUUUGAGUAUGCCCUAUUAUUGGACUUUGAAUGAAAGUGAAAAUGAGGAGUAUGGCCUUUUAAUACACUGCUCAAAAAAAUAAAGGGAACACUUAAACAACACAAUGUAACUCCAAGUCAAUCACACUUCUGUGAAAUCAAACUGUCCACUUAGGAAGCAACACUGAUUGACAAUACAUUUCACAUGCUGUUGUGCAAAUGGAAUAGACAACAGGUGGAAAUUAUAGGCAAUUAGCAAGACACCCCCAAUAAAGAAGUGGUUCUGCAGGUGGUGACCACAGACCACUUCUCAGUUCCUAUGCUUCCUGGCUGAUGCUUUGGUCACUUUUGAAUGCUGGCGGUGCUUUCACUCUAGUGGUAGCAUGAGACGGAGUCUACAACCCACACAAGUGGCUCAGGUAGUGCAGCUCAUCCAGGAUGGCACAUCAAUGCGAGCUGUGGCAAGAAGGUUUGCUGUGUCUGUCAGCGUAGUGUCCAGAGCAUGGAGGCGCUACUAGGACACAGGCCAGUACAUCAGGAGACGUGGAGGAGGCCGUAGGAGGGCAACAACCCAGCAGCAGGACCGCUACCUCCGCCUUUGUGCAAGAAGGAGCAGGAUGAGCACUGCCAGAGCCCUGCAAAAUGACCUCCAGCAGGCCACAAAUGUGCAUGUGUCUGCUCAAACAGUCAGAAACAGACUCCAUGAGGGUGGUAUGAGGGCCCGACGUCCACAGGUGGGGGUUAUGCUUACAGCCCAACACCAUGCAGGACGUUUGGCAUUUGCCAGAGAACACCAAGAUUGGCAAAUUCGCCACUGGCGCCCUGUGCUCUUCACAGAUGAAAGCAGGUUCACACUGAGCACAUGUGACAGACGUGACAGAGUCUGGAGACGCCGUGGAGAACGUUCUGCUGCCUGCAACAUCCUCCAGCGUGACCGGUUUGGCGGUGGGUCAGUCAUGGUGUGGGGUGGCAUUUCUUUGGGGGGCCGCACAGCCCUCCAUGUGCUCGCCAGAGGUAGCCUGACUGCCAUUAGGUACCGAGAUGAGAUCCUCAGACCCCUUGUGAGACCAUAUGCUGGUGCGGUUGGCCCUGGGUUCCUCCUAAUGCAAGACAAUGCUAGACCUCAUGUGGCUGGAGUGUGUCAGCAGUUCCUGCAAGAGGAAGGCAUUGAUGCUAUGGACUGGCCCGCCCGUUCCCCAGACCUGAAUCCAAUUGAGCACAUCUGGGACAUCAUGUCUCGCUCCAUCCACCAACGCCACGUUGCACCACAGACUGUCCAGGAGUUGGCGGAUGCUUUAGUCCAGGUCUGGGAGGAGAUCCCUCAGGAGACCAUCCGCCACCUCAUCAGGAGCAUGCCCAGGCGUUGUAGGGAGGUCAUACAGGCACGUGGAGGCCACACACACUACUGAGCCUCAUUUUGACUUGUUUUAAGGACAUUACAUCAAAGUUGGAUCAGCCUGUAGUGUGAUUUUCCACUUUAAUUUAGAGGGUGACUCCAAAUCCAGACCUCCAUGGGUUGAUACAUUUGAUUUCCAUUGAUAAUUUUUGUGUGAUUUUGUUGUCAGCACAUUCAACUAUGUAAAGAAAAAAGUAUUUAAUAAGAUUAUUUUAUUCAUUCAGAUCUAGGAUGUGUUGUUUAAGUGUUCCCUUUAUUUUUUUGAGCAGUAUAUUUUGGAUGUAUGUUUUACACAGGUACCUUGGCAUUGGACAGAGGACAUGUGGAGUUGCUAUUCUUGGUCCUGAGAAUGACACCAUCAAGAAAGAUCCUUCAUGGGUGGUAAAAUAACAGGACAUCAUGGAAAAUGAUCCACAUUUAUCUUCUCCAAUUAAGAGACUUCAGAUGCACUGUGAUAAGAUGGUAAACAUCAGUGUUACUUGAUUGUCCUAAAAAACUGGACUGUUGGUACAGUUUUAUAAUAUACAUUUAUUAUUGAAUUAACCAGAAAGUUGCUUUGGUUUUGGAUGUUGUUACGGCUUGGUGUUUUACACAAAGUUGAAUAUUCCAUUGAGGUAUGUGUAUAAAGCUUUUUUGUAGGCAAAUACUGAAUGCGCACACCAGUAAACAGAUAAUCUCGAUAUCAUGUCUAACCUCACCCGAAUACCAUAUUCAUAGUGUAUCAAAUAUGACAACAUACAUUUAAUAUGUUAGUAUUUCUUUGAUAUAGAACCCUACCUCUGGCUUCAGAAUGUGUGCAAGUAUGUACAACGAUGGCUUCUGUUUACUGAAAUAUUGUAUUUCCAUAGUACAUUAAAUGAUCAUGACGUUGUAAUACAAUGUGUUAUUUGUUAUCUAGUCCUGAACUCACACCUUCCAUACUAGACACAAUGCUACAUGCAGGUUUAUCCUGUGAGAUUUCCAUGCCCAUCCUCUGACCUCAAAUGUUGAAUAGUGUUGUGAGGAGAGGUGAUGUGAACAUCACAUUGAGGUUUCACAAUUGUCAUCACAAUAAAUAUUCUUUAAUACUUGGAGAAAACACUUGGAUCACACAGUGAGUUAACAUUAAAAUGGGUUUCACAAACACAUCCUCAACUAAGCCACAAAAUACAGCAGCAGAACUAACAUGACCUACUCUUAGAUGCCAACCCAGGUUUGAUACAAAGUGCAAGUACGGAGUGACAACACAACAUAACACUGGAGUAGACCUACAGUAGGUGGCGGGAUAAACAGUCAGCUCUCCCUUUAGAAGACGGAGAGAGAAAAAGCACCUAUGGGAGUAGACUCGGGUUACUUCCCGGUUCUCCACCCUUUUCCAAAAGUGUGCACUUGCACACUCCCCAUCAUGAAUUUAAAAGGAUUGGUGUAAGCAUUGGCUGGAAACAGUUUCCACCAGUGUAAAAUCCAUACGAGAAAGUGUGCAAGUGCAUCCUUCGGAAGAAGGGUGGACAAUUGAGCCCUAAGUAGCUUCUGAGGGGACGUGAGUAUGGGACGGACUGAAAGUGCUGGUAAGAGUUACCGUGAUAGGAGCUAAGUUACACUGAAUAGAUCAGCUCAGAGCAGACCAGGCCAACUAGCUAUCUGCUGGUCAGUCUAUGCUGGCCAGCGAGGGAAGCUGGUCAAUUCAGUCCACCUUCUUGGGCCUGACCCGGGUCACAUGCUCCAGCUGGCCAGAGUCAGACACGUCAUAGCUGGUCUUGUACUUAGCCAGGAUCUUCAUCAGGGGGCGAAGCUUCAACCACCAUUGUUCCUUAGGGAUCCUGUGGCUGAUAGUGUAGAACAGGACAAAACACACGCACACACAUUUUAGUCAUUUAGCAGACGCUCUUAUCCAGAGCGACUUACAGGAGCAAUUAGGGUUAAGUGCCUUGCUCAAGGGCACAUCGACAGAUUUUUCACCUAGUCAGCUCGGGGAUUAGAACCAGUGACCUUUCGGUUACUGGCACAACGUUCUUAACCACUAAGCUACCUGCCGCCUCAACACAGAGACCAUGAUGACACAAAAUAUACAGUUUGAAGCUUUAGUUAAUGCACUCAAUUUGGCAUGUUACGUUUGAACAGGUGGACAUUGUCAGUUAAAUUGAAGGAAGAAUUGUACUAUGUUUUAACCUUGUGCUACUAUGGUCUACACAAAUGUUGUCUUACACAAAGUCUGUCUCGUCUUUGAGCUGCACCACUGGUUGGAAGACCAUGGCUCUGCGACGCAUCCCCAGCAAACAGGCAGUGUCCUCUGUGUUAGCAAACACCUUCCCUGCACAUGGAGAUAAAAAAAUACAGUCAGCACACACUUAUGUGAGUCCAAAUUACACCCUAUUCCCCUAUGGGCCAUGGUCAAAAGUAAUGCAUUAUAUACAGUUGAAGUCAGAAGUUUACAUACACCUUAGCCAAAUACAUUAAAACUCAGUUUUUCACAAUUCCUGACAUUUAAUCCUGGUAAAAAUUCCCUGUUUUAGGUCAGUUAGGAUCACCACUUUAUUUUAAGAAUGUGAAAUGUCAGAAUAAUAGUAGAGUGAUUUCUUUCAGCUUUUAUUUCUUUCAUCACAUUCCCAGUGGGUCAGAAGUUUACAUACACUCAAUUAGUAUUUGGUAGCAUUGCCUUUAAAUUGUUUAACUUGGGUCAAAUGUUUCGGAUAGCCUUCAACAAGCUUCCCACAAUAAGUUGGGUGAAUUUUGGCCCAUUCCUCCUGACAGAGCUGGUGUAACUGAGUCAGGUUUGUAGGCCUCCUUGCUUGCACAUGCUUUUUCAGUUCUGCCCACAAAUGUUCUAUAGGAUUGAGGUCAGGGCUUUGUGAUGGCCACUCCAAUACCUUGACUUUGUUGUCCUUAAGCCAUUUUGCCACAACUUUGGAAGUAUGCUUGGGGUCAUUGUCCAUUUGGAAGACCCAUUUGCGACCAAGCUUUAACUUCCUAACUGAUGUCUUGAGAUGUUGCUUCAAUAUAUCCACAUCAUUUUCCUUCCUCAUGAUGCCAUCUAUUUUGUAAAGUGCACCAGUCCCUCCUGCAGCAAAGCACCCCCACAGCAUGAUGCUGCCACCCCCGUGCUUCACAGUUGGGAUGGUGUUCUUCGGCUUGCAAGGUACCCCCUUUUUCCUCCAAACAUAACAAUGGUCAUUAUGGCCAAACAGUUCUAUUUUUGUUUCAUCAGACCAGAGGACAUUUCUCCAAAAAGUACCUUUGUCCCCAUGUGCAGUUGCAAACCGUAGUCUGGCUUUUUUAUGGCGGUUUUGGAGCAGUGGCUUCUUCCUUGUUGAGUGGCCUUUCAGGUUAUGUUGAUAUAGGACUCGUUUUACUGUGGAUAUAGAUAUUUUUGUACCUGUUUCCUCCAGCAUCUUCACAAGGUCCUUUGCUGUUGUUCUGGGAUUGAUUUGCACUUUUCACCCCAAAGUACGUUCAUCUCUAGGAGACAGAACGCGUCUCCUUCCUGAGCGGUAUGACGGCUGCGUGGUCCCAAGGUGUUUAUACUUGCAUACUAUUGUUUGUACAGAUGAACGUGGUACCUUCAGGCGUUUGGAAAUUGCUCCCAAGGAUGAACCAGACUUGUGGAGGUCUACAAUUUUCUUUCUGAGGUCUUGGCUGAUUUCUUUUGAUUUUCCCAUGAUGUCAAGCAAAGAGGCACUGAGUUUGAAGGUAGGCCUUGAAAUACAUCCACAGGCACACCUCCAAUUGACUAAAAUGAUGUAAAUUAGCCUAUCAGAAACUUUUAAAGCCAUGACAUCAUUUUCUGGAAUUUUCCAAGCUGUUUAAAGGCACAGUCAAUUUAGUGUAUGUAAACUUCUGACCCACUGGAAUUGUGAUAAAGUGAAAUAAUCUGUCUGUAAACAAUUCUUGGAAAAAUUGCACCAAGUAGAUGUCCUAACCGACUUGCCAAAACUAUAGUUUGUUAACAAGAAAUGUGUGGAGUUUUAAUGACUCCAACCUAAGUGUAUGUAAACUUCCGACUUCAACUGUAGGUGAUAGGGUGCCAUUUAGGACGUAGAUUAACCAACAUGCAAACUAAAGAGGCCCCAACUUUUUAGUAUCAUAGAAAUGAUUAAUUAAAUUCAGUACAUGCACUCUACCUUCUUUAUAGGACUCCUUGAGCUUUCUUGAAAUCCAUUGAAUCGCUUUGGCUGCAAUCUUCGUUCCAAAGUUCCUGUCAAAUGGGGAAGGAGCACCUCCCUUUGGAAAUCAAACAAAUAAUCUGUUUUACAGGUUCAUGUCAUAAUAAACUGUAAGCUAAUAUGUGGAUUACACAGCAACAUGAUCAAUAUACAGUAUGCCGUCAUUUAAUUCACAUCUGAGUGGUAUCAGUUGCAAUCGGGCUCCAGUGAGUGUGAGUGUGUCUGUAACGACACCUGCUGCAUAUGUCCAAGGACGUUCUUCCUGCAGUCAAACACUCCUUUCCCCUCCUCAGAGUACAGCUGGUAGAUGAAAUCUGUGGUGAAGUUCUCAUUGGAGUUCUCAUUCCUGUAACGUCACGCACACAUACAAUGUCAAGGUUCCAUUUGUCCUGCUGAUGCGUUACAGGGUGAUUCUUCCUACUGAGUUCAGUUAUACUGAGAAAUAUUGAGUGGCCUCUAUAGAGCCUCAAUAGACCAUCACAAAGAGUAGAGUAUUUUAACAUUCAAAUGAAGAGUUUUCUUAGACAAUUUGUAUUAAUAGCCUACACAGUGUGGCAUAAAGAUAGUAAGACUAUCAUACAUAGCUGGCUACGUACAUGUAUGGCCUUUAUUGUUAACAUACUGUCCGUCUGUAAAGAGACUAUCAUGUUAGACGUGAGCUCUGCCUUACCUCAGCACCAAGCCCCUCUGGAUGCCCGUCUUCAUCUUCUCUGUCAAGUGCUCGACGUUGGACUGAAGCAGAGAGAAAAGCCUCACAUUAGUGAGUCUGAAGUAUUCCUCCUCUAUCUGUAACCUACAUGAGCUUUCCGAGCUGCAGAAUGAAGCUCAUUCCUCUGCUGUGUCUCAGGGACAGAGUACUGCAGAGUGCUCUGGUGACCAGGAG